UGAUGUAAGCGGCCUUCCAAUUUUGUAAACAAAGGGACAGACGCAGUUUCGAUACAGAGAAGACGGAUGCUGCUUUGUUUGUAAACAAAUAUGGACACACACGAAUUGUUUAUGAGUUGUAGACGCGGAGAUUUACAGAAAUUGAAGUACCUGGUUGAACAGAAGGAAGUGGAGCUCAACUUGAGAGACAAGUGGGACAGCACGCCGCUGUACUACGCUUGUUUGUGUGGGCACAAAGAUGUUGUUCAGUACCUGCUAGAAAAUGGAGCGCGGUGUGAAGCUAACACAUUUGACGGUGAACGCUGUUUGUACGGAGCUUUAAACAAUGAAAUCCGGAAUCUUCUCAGGUCCUUCAACAUGGUGUCCUCCAAAACACUCCGCCGAGAUCUGUAUGAGGAAUUUCUACGCAGACUUUUAGAAAUGGGAAUGCACGAGGAUGUGACAUUUCAUGUCUACGGAGAAAAAAUCCCAGCCCAUCGAUGUAUCCUUAGCGCUCGAUGUCCGUAUUUCGCAGAGUCAUUCCGAACUCGCUGGAAGAACAGAACAGAUAUCAUAAUCAAACACAAACUGGUGGUACCAUGGGCCUUCAGGUCUCUCCUGCAGUACAUCUACACAGGGCGGUUGGAAACCCACGUAGACAGUGUGGAGGACUGUAAGAGACUGGCUCGUCAGUGUCAGCUGCCGGACCUCAUCAAGGAAAUAGAGGAGGCCUACAAAAAACAGAGCUCUUAUGAAAUGCAGAAACCAGGAGUAAACAUCACCAAUAUCCUGAUUGAGAGGUCAGAAGAUUCACUUGACCUUCAGUUUGACCUUGGGCGACUUGCCGACCUUGCUCUACCUCGGGAGCUGUCUACAUUUGUUCAAGGGGAGCUCCCAUUUGAACCAGAAUACGCCUCCUUUUACCCAGACAUCUGUUUCUGUGUUGAGGGACACAAAUUUCUCUGUCACAAGGUGUUUUUCUGCGGUAGAAGUGACUACUUUAAGGCGCUGCUGAUCGAUCAUUUUGGGGAGAGCGAGGUUUCUGACAGCAAUGUACCCCAGAUGACUCUUAACGACAUUUCCUGUGACAUAUUUACCCAGAUAAUGUACUACAUUUAUCAGGACUCGUGUGAGGUAAAUAUUUACCCCGAUUUU
This is a messenger RNA of Saccostrea cuccullata (small rock oyster), 1134 nucleotides long. RefSeq names its product ankyrin repeat and BTB/POZ domain-containing protein 1-like. NCBI's taxonomy places the organism in Eukaryota, Metazoa, Mollusca, Bivalvia, Ostreida, Ostreidae. Gene Ontology annotation, molecular function: protein binding. The annotation marks the transcript as partial. Gene Ontology annotation, cellular component: ubiquitin ligase complex; cytoplasm. The record is from RefSeq and is a predicted model, not a curated record. The transcript has 10 exons.